UUUGUCCGCGAGGAAGUAGCUAAUCCCCUGCUGACCUCUCUGUGCUGCAGACCGUGCGGAAGCGCUGCUCGGUGUAGCACCUGUGAGCCUCAGGACCUCCGUAUCUGGCAUCCAUUAAUUUAGCUUUUUAGUUUUAGGAUGGAGGAGCUGAGGUGCAGCUCCCCUGUGCUUAAGUUGGACCUGAACAACUUCGACUCUCCCGGAGCAGAGAGCAACCGACAUGUCUUAACGAACUCUCGCUCGCUUGAGUCUUGCGCUCGGCUGGGUGUAAAACCGGUUCAGCUUUUAAUUAAAUCUCUAAACGACUUCAUUGCUGAGCGACAGGACACGCCGUUUGAGACAAUGAGAGUCGUGCAUGAAUCUUAUGAAAAGGAGAGGCUGAAGACUUUACAAAAGUGCGGCCAGGAACGGCGGAGGAUUAUCCAGGCGGCCGGGGACAGGCGGCCAUGCAGCAGUAAAGCCUCGGGCUUGGAGGUGUUGCCUGACACCAGACUGGAAGAGCGCUCAACAGAAAUGCCCUAUGCAGAUCUCUGCUCUGAAGAGAAGGCUGUUAGCAGGUCCUCCUGCUCUGCUCCUAGUAAAAUGGAUCCAGAGAGGAGCACAUUGUGCAGCUUCAACCUGGGAGACCUCAUACACUCCCCAGCUACCGAGAAGAAGCUGAAGAGGCUCACCAAGAGCAUCCAAAAGCAGAUGUGUGUCACAGUAUCGGAGAGAGACCAGAAGAUAGCUGCUCUGAUGCUGGUGAAGCAUGAGGAGGAACAGGCUCGUUUGAAGCUCAGCCAGCAGGAGGAAUGGGAGCGACAGGAGGCCCGCAGGCAGGAGGAGGCCCAGCAAGUUCAGGCAGAAAAAAAGAGGAGGAAGAAGCUGAAGCGGAGUAUGAAACGCUGGAACGAGGAGCUGGAGGCCCGCAGGAGGCUGAGGGAGCAUCGAGAAAAAGAGAAAGCAGAACAGCUUAAGCAGGAGGUGCUUCUGCAAGAAGACCGAUGGAGAAGGCUAAAAGAGGAGGUGGAAGUGUACCGCAGGGCAAAGAUGGAGGGUACACAGAAGGAGGCGGAAGAGCGCAAACGCUACCAGGAGAAGCUGCUGACCGAGAAGGAGGAGGCGGGGAAGAGGGAGCGAGAGAGGGAGAGACAGGUGGCAGCGGAGAAGGAGGAGAAGGUCCUGAGGAGCAAGAUGCUGAAGGAGAAGGGGGAGCGGAAGAGGCUGCAGGAGGAAAACCAUAAAGAGCUGCUGAGACACAUCUUGCUGAAACACCAGGUUGAGCUGCAGGGGGAGGAAGAGGAGGCGCAGAGGAGGAGCACACUGGAGAAGAAGUUGCAGCACUCCUGCCAAAGGCGUGCCAAGUCUGUAGAGGCACGACUCGAAGAGCUUCGGGAGCGGGCUGCCCGGGAGGAGGAGAUGAGUCAACGAGUGCAGCUGAGGGCCGAGCUGCAGAGCGUCCAGCAGCUCACACACAAGCAGAUCCUGGUCCAGCUGAGCCAGAGACGCAUGGAGAGAGCCGCCCUGCACGCCUCAGCGCAGCACAGGCGCAGAGCUCAGAAAACCCGGCAGAACAACAAACACAGGCAGCUCUGCCACCAGAGGCUCAGAGAGGAACUACAGAGAGAGGAGGAGGCGGCGAGGAGAGUCAGAGAGAGCCGCAUUUCCACAAAGGAGCAGAAGAGGGAGCGGCUGAGAAGGCAGCGAGAGCAGAUACAGGAGGAGGCACAGAGGCUGGCUCGGGCCUCCUUUCACAUGAGGGAGAGAGUGAGGCAGCAGACGCACAGCCGGACCUUUGAUCAGAUGGCGCUUGAGGCUCAGCUGACUGCGUCUUUAAACCGCAUGAAUCUGUGAACUCUAUUCAGACUCUGUUUUGCACCUGUACACUCACCCAGAGCUGCUUAGAAAAGGAUCUGCAGUCAAAUAAUAGCUCCAGAGAC
Molecule: messenger RNA, 1919 nt
Organism: Haplochromis burtoni (Burton's mouthbrooder)
Lineage: Eukaryota; Metazoa; Chordata; Actinopteri; Cichliformes; Cichlidae
Product: coiled-coil domain-containing protein 177
Exons: 1
Coding region: 139-1833 (564 amino acids)
Source: RefSeq, a predicted model, not a curated record